This is a messenger RNA of Emiliania huxleyi CCMP1516, 552 nucleotides long. RefSeq lists its product as hypothetical. The record is from RefSeq and is a predicted model, not a curated record. NCBI's taxonomy places the organism in Eukaryota, Haptophyta, Isochrysidales, Noelaerhabdaceae. The transcript is spliced from 2 exons. Bases 1 to 552 code for a protein of 183 amino acids.
AUGGCGGUGGCCUCGCCUCUACUCAUACUGCUCUCGUCCACGGCGCUGCGUCCGACGACGCGGUCGGAGAGGCCUCGCCAGUCGGCCGAUCGCCGCCGCGUGCUCGCCGUUGCGCUGGGAGCGGCGGUGGCCCGGCUGCCGCUGCGAGGCGAGACCAUCCCUCCGAUUGAGGCGCUCCUGCCGCCGGAGCAGCUAAAUGCGGCCCAAUCGGCGGCGGCGGUGCAGACGCCGCCAGCCACGGUCUACUCGCCGCCCACCGUGAAGGGUGCGUCCAGUCCGAGGGCGCUCGCACUCGCGCGCCAGCUCAAGGCGAAGGGAGCAAAAAUGUACGGCGCGCACUGGUGCAGUCACUGCUUUAGCCAAAAGCAGCUUUUUGGCGCGCCGGCCAACCGGCUCAUCGAUUACGUCGAGUGCGCGGCCGACGGGUACAAGUCGCAGCGCGGCUUGUGCCAGGCCAAGGAGAUCAAGGGCUAUCCGACGUGGGAGAUUGGCGGCCGUUUCUUCCGCGGCGAAAAGACGCUCGACGAGCUCGAGGAGAUCCUCGAGGGAUGA